GUUCAUUCAGUUCAGCUCUACUCUCUGAAGAGGGAAGUUGGGUCAAAGUGAUUGUGACAAAUUUUACAAAACGCCUUUCAUACAAAUACUCGUUAUUCAGCAAUAAUAUUGAGAUAACUCUUCAACCCUAUCGUAGACCAGCAUGGCGGAAGGCGAAGAAGUGUUAAACGAAAUCCUUGAGAGGGUCGCUAAAGAGCAAGGUUACGAUGACUUCCGAAUAACAUCGAAACAAAUCUCAACCGAUGGAGCAAACUACACCAGCUUCCUAUACCAGGCCAGUAUCACGGCACCAAAUAAAGAGGAGCUGAAGCUAUUCGUCAAAGUUGCAGCCGCCGGAGAGAAGAUAAGAGAAAUUGCACCAUUCCGUAUGUUCGAAACGGAGAGUUUCGCUUACAACAAACUACUGAAAGCGUAUAAAGCGAUCGAAGAAAAACACGACGUCCCGAAAGAGCACAGACUGGUUACACCUAAAUUUUAUGCAAGCAGUGACGAAUAUCUUCGGGAAGCUCUUGUCUUUGAAGACUUAUCAUCAUCAGGAUACACGAUGUACGACAGAUUUAAAUCCAUAGACUGGGAGUAUACCGCUAAAAGCGUACAGAACUUGGCAAAGCUUCACGCUCUGUCUAUAGCGUGGUCGAUUGAAGAUCCAGAAGCGUUUGACAGCAUCACCACGAUGUCUGAGACCGGAAACAUGGACAGCAUCAUGGGUUACUUGAACACGGUUGUCUCAAACGCUAUUUUAGUGACGAGGGAGGAAAAUAAGGAACGCCUCCAGAAGUUCAUGGACCGAGUGAUAGAACAGAACACCUACAUCUCACUGUACAGGCCUAUCAGUCGGGCGGUGAUAGCCCAUGGUGACUACAGGCCGAGUAAUCUGAUGCACAGGAUCAAAGAGGACGGUACGCUAGAAGUAAUCUCCCUGGACUACCAGACCCUUCAACGCGGGAACCCCAUCCUAGACUUGAUGUACUUCUUAUUCAACGGCUCAGACAAGGGCUUCCGAGACCGGCACUUCAAUCAGACCUUGAACUUCUACUACGAAGAGUUGUGCUUAGCGUUGCGCCGGCUAAACCUCGACCCUGAGUUCAUAUACCCUCGAAAGAACUAUGAGGAUGAGGUGCAGAAGGUAUUGCCUGUAGGACUAACGACGGGCAUGUUCUGUUUGCUGAUAGUCACCGUGGAAGUAGAGGAUGCUCCGAAAGUCAACAAGGACAUCGCGAUCACCGACUUCGCCAUCAAUCCGAGCAACCUGUAUAAGACGCGACUCAACGAAAUUAUUGACUUUUUCAUUGAGAAGGGUGUUUUAUAAAAAAAAAUUGAUGAUUUCAUAGAAGUUAUAGAUACAUAGUAAGAUUUUAUAUACGUUAGAUUCAAUAAUUAAUAUUAAGUGCGAGUUGAGCUCGCAUGAACUGAGUUCCGAACGAUGUUAAUCUAUCAUGUUGCUUUAAAUCUGACCUAAAAUUGUAAUUGUAAUUGUCUCAUUUUGUCGUUAUAUAUACAUAUAUACCUAAACCUAAAAUAUUACAUAAUAUACUAUUUAACAAAACUAAACAUCAAUGACACAAUCGCUGUCAUACCAUUCGCCAAACAUUAGAUAGGUUGGUAACUGACACCUCAAAUCAUUCACUAAUAAUUAUGCUUUUUAAUGUCUAUACCUAAUGUAACGCAAGAUUCCAUUGCGCAUGCGCCUAAUUUUAUGUAAUCAUAAACAUUAGUCACCGAAUAUGUAUAAGCAAAUGCUAGGUUAGAAUAACUUAGAUAUUGAGUUGUUAAGGUUCUAAAAUAACUAUGAAUUAAAAAACCCUUUAUUUGUU
Bicyclus anynana (squinting bush brown) is the source of this 1814-nucleotide messenger RNA. RefSeq lists its product as uncharacterized. Bases 143 to 1309 code for a protein of 388 amino acids. NCBI's taxonomy places the organism in Eukaryota, Metazoa, Arthropoda, Insecta, Lepidoptera, Nymphalidae. The transcript has 4 exons. The record is from RefSeq and is a predicted model, not a curated record.